Rhinichthys klamathensis goyatoka is the source of this 709-nucleotide messenger RNA. Its product is annotated as phosphatidylinositol 4-kinase alpha-like. The coding region runs from base 327 to 677 and encodes 116 amino acids. The record is from RefSeq and is a predicted model, not a curated record. The transcript has 6 exons. NCBI's taxonomy places the organism in Eukaryota, Metazoa, Chordata, Actinopteri, Cypriniformes, Leuciscidae.
UGUAAAGUGUGUGUUUGUGCAGGCACUGCUCUCUCGCGGUGAUCAACGCUCUGGCUAAUAUCGCGGCUAACCUGCAGGGGGAGCCGCUGGAGGACGAGCUGCUGGUGAAUCUGCUGGAGCUGUUCGUUCAGCUCGGCCUCGAGGGCAAGAGAGCCAGCGAGCGCGCCAGUGACAAGGGCCCGGCCCUCAAAGCAUCCAGCAGUGCUGGUAAUCUAGGUGUCCUCAUCCCUGUAAUCGCUGUGCUGACCCGCCGAUUGCCCGCCAUUAAGGAGGCCAAACCUCGCCUGCAGAAGCUCUUCAGAGAUUUCUGGCUCUAUUCUGUGGUCAUGGGUUUUGCUGUGGAAGGAUCUGGUCUGUGGCCUGAGGAAUGGUACGAGGGAGUGUGUGAAAUCGCCACUAAAUCGCCUCUGCUCACGUUCCCGAGUGGAGAACCGCUGCGUUCAGAGCUCCAGUACAACUCGGCACUGAAGAACGACACGGUUACUCCGGCGGAGUUGAGUGAACUGCGCAGCACCAUCAUUAAUUUGCUGGAUCCGUCUCCUGAAGCCGCCGCCCUCAUCAAUAAACUCGACUUCGCCAUGUGCACGUACCUGCUGUCUGUCUACCGGCUGGAGUAUAUGAGGAUGUUGCACUCGAAACGAUGCCGACCGCUUCCAGGUGAUGUUCAGAUACUUUGAGGACAAGGCCAUCCAGAAAGAUAAAUCGGGUC